This is a messenger RNA of Aaosphaeria arxii CBS 175.79, 3057 nucleotides long. RefSeq lists its product as uncharacterized. Lineage: Eukaryota; Fungi; Ascomycota; Dothideomycetes; Pleosporales. The record is from RefSeq and is a predicted model, not a curated record. The transcript is spliced from 4 exons. The coding region runs from base 115 to 2859 and encodes 914 amino acids.
GAGAACCUCAGAGAUUUCCAAGUUGCGUGAAUAACUACUACCCCCUUUGGCAUAUUGAUAGGACUACGUGGGAGUGUGCGACUUGCUUGCUAGCUAGCUAGAUGCCGAGAUCAGAUGGCUUCGGUAACAACAACAGCCAUCACGGCGACAACAGGGCUGCUAUCGGCGACCAUAGCACCCCAGUCCGAAGAAUGGAAUGGGGACGAAUUUUCAAAUAAUUUGUUCAGUGAUCUAGCGCCUCUAUUGACAUUGUUUGGCGAACAGGUCACUAAGCAAUUCUUGACUAUGUCGAUGGGAUGGGCUGACAAUGUACUUGUCUCCAUGGGACCUUUGGGGAUUCUCACCGUCAUCGUCAGCGCGAUUCGAGUCGGUGGAGUUAGGAAAUUGAAAGCUCUGAUCGGCCGCGCACGAGAGAGCCAGGCCACUGCUGAACAGGAACUACUUUCCUCGACCUCGGACAACGUCUGCGAGCUCUGGAGCGGAGAAGAAACCAUCCGUCAGAUAGGAAAACCGGGGACCAAAGAACUCGUCCUGGUAAACAGUAAAGAAAACGGCAUACAGCUGGUGGAUCUGCAACAUGCUGUGAUGAAAGGCUGGUUGCAAGAAGAAAAUAUGCCAUCGCGCACAAUGAACACCGGCCGUGGCGGCUCUGCUCCAUGGUCAGAGUUGGUCAGCGUUUCAUCUUCCCGCGCCAGUUAUUUCAGAGAUUUGAAAGACUUAACAGAGCAAAAUCCCAACAUUGCGUUGAAUAUAGAUUCAUCUACAGCAAGUCGCAAAGAAUUGUGGACGUGGGCCAUCUUUGGCGUCGUGCUACAGUCUUUAGCACUGGUUGUUCCAGGUCUGGCGACCUAUCUUUGGAAGUUCCCCAAAGCUUCGGAGCCGGUUCAAAGUUAUGCUUACCCGUGCUUCCUUAUCGGUACAUGCAUCGUCAAUCUGGGAUUACUGUUAUGUUCCCAUGUGAUAGAAGGAGUCACGCUUGAAAGAACAUUCUGUCCUACACCAGAAGGUGAGGAUAAGAUCUUACACAUCUUUCGACUGCAGAAAGCUUGUUCAGUAGGAGACCAAUCGUUUCAAGGAUUCGCUAUUUUCAACCAACCGGGAAACAAAACAAUAAGAACGUCCAGGUUACAAUACGCCAAAGGAGACGAGGAGGCACACUACUCGAACAUCCGCAUGGAUCGUCUCGAUGCGGAAAGCGAUGGAAGCAUACAACCUGAAACUCAACAGCAGGCCGAAUUCUUAGACGAGGAUCGCGAGGAAUCAGGACAGUAUAGCAGACUUGCGGCAUUCUCUUCCGCCUUUGCGAUCGUGGGUUUCGUGUGUCAGUUUGUUGGACUUCGCGGGCUCCACUGGUCAGCGACAAUUCUUCAGCUUGGCAUCACUGUUGUCAUGACGGGUGUCAGGUCCUGGGUCAGGCGCGGACUUGCAGCGGAUCCGAUAAGUGUCAAGUUGCCGAGUAAUAGGGAGUCAAUACAUAUGGUGCUCCUUUUUGAAGCUCUAAUGGACGCCGGCAAGCCGCUUGAUCAUUUGAUUAAAACAAGGCUUGCAAGAAAAAUACUGCUUGAGCAAAGAUGGGAGCUGAGAACAGGCACCUACCAGAUGCUCGAGGCGGACUACGCGAGUAGCACAGAAAGUGUCGAUAGCAAUCAUGAGCCGACGCCAGGGAACAAUUCGAAUGCGCCGGCAGCGUCAGAAAAGGAAGAGACAGAAAAUCCGGCAAGCCAAACAAACCCAGUCAAGACUUUUAUGAAUAUACAGCUACUGGUAGAAGAUCGAAAUUAUAUUUACGGCCAUAGUAUUUGUGUUUCUCGAGCUAUCGAGAAAACUUUCAAACUUAUGGACGACUUACGAGCAAAUGGACAGAUAAGAUUAAAAUGGAUGUCCAAAUGGGACAAAGUCACUUGGGCACACAGUGUAGUCAGCCAUUACCCUUGGACUCACAAAUCGAAGACCUCCGUCAUCGAACUUGAAUGUGAGCACAGCGGACAUGACACCAUUCCAAAGGCACCAAAGGAAAUAUUCGCAGUUCUGAGUCUUUGGAUCGAUGCAUUGAAACAACGCGACGCACGGUAUUUCUCACUCAACGAUGAAGAGUUAGACAUGCACGAAGAUCAUAACUAUGUUAGGAUCUUAGGAGACAUUGAAGAGUUCGGGAAUGACUUGAAGGGGCUUCUUCACUGGCUACCGGGCUUGCUCGUCACGCCUGCUGGCUGGCCGAACGGGCCUAACUUAAUGGGACUUCCCGAGCACGUUAGAAAGGGCUUCAAGGGACGUCCAGUGGCGGAGUCCCCAGUAUUUGGGCUGUCUGUGAUGAUGGAAACAAAUACGGAAUGGUGCGAUCCAGGAAAAGAUCUACUCAACAACAGCAACAACAUCAUAAAUUGGCAGGCACCCAGAGUGCCAUGGAGGAGCGAGAGAGAUUUAUGCAAUCCCACAUAUCUGAUUUCACUGUCUUCCUUGCCCAUAGAAAGCCAAUGUGCAUUAGAGAUCUACAGUGGCUUCAUCAACUCUAUUGCCAGUCAAGUUGAACAUAUCGAUGGCCACAUGUCCGCGACAACCGAUGAGUUCGCAAACACCAAUCUCGGUUCAUCUGAGAUCUGGGUCAAUAGUGUCAUGCUUAGCCUCGCUCAGGUUUUAGUCGAUUCUGGUCUUGUGCCGAAUAUAGAGGAGGCAAACAUUGUCGUCAUACCACCGUUUGCGAGAAGAAGACUGCUUCCAGGACAAGAGGAAGAUGGAAGUUCAAGUAGUACAGAUCAUAACUCUGGACGUGAUGGUGCAUCUGUCCAAAACGCAGCCCUAACAGGGAUUGAGAACGACGAGGACGAGGAUGAUGAGGUACCUGAUCUCGUGUCGACCUGACAUAGCAAGUUUCGACUCCCUGAAGGUGCCCUGGGUUAGUUACUCGCUACCGAGUGCGAGCUGGCUUAAUUUAUACGAGCUUAUUGUCAUGUGUCUCGCGUUUUCGAAAGUGUCUGGUUAAAACUCGAAACGCGUUGAGCCUUUGACAGCCCAGACCUGUACAUAGAAGCAGAUGAUGAGGUCUAAUAGGAUUGGAGC